Messenger RNA from Mollisia scopiformis, 2019 nucleotides. Its product is annotated as MFS general substrate transporter. The record is from RefSeq and is a predicted model, not a curated record. NCBI's taxonomy places the organism in Eukaryota, Fungi, Ascomycota, Leotiomycetes, Helotiales, Mollisiaceae. Gene Ontology annotation, biological process: transmembrane transport. Gene Ontology annotation, molecular function: transmembrane transporter activity. The transcript has 5 exons. Bases 150 to 1841 code for a protein of 563 amino acids.
CAUAUUACCGCCUCUGUCUUCUUUUAUCGAUAUUUGUUGCUCGUUCUCUCUUUACGCAUGCUUCUCUCCAACUUCGAUAUCGUCUGUUGAACGAUUGAUGAACCCGACGAUUCCAGCUCAAACAACUCCCCCAUUCCCUCGAGCUAAUUAUGGCUACAGACAAGGACCAGGACGCGGCCUCGGUAGGCGUCCAUACUGAAGCCACCAGCAGCGCUCAGCUUCCGACCUUCGCAGUCGAACCACCUGAAGCGCAGAGUGAGUAUGUGUACGAUCGCGAUUAUCGAUUCUGGUCCAUUAUUAUCGCGCUGUGUACUAUGCAGGUCCUGUGUUCGCUGGAAAACACCGUCGUCGUCACCUCUCUCCCUACCAUCGUCCAGCAGUUGGGUCUGGGAAGCAGCUACAUUUGGGUCACCAACAUAUUUUUCCUGGCAACAUCCGUUGUGCAGCCGCUCACUGGCCAGCUGGCCGGCCUCUUUGGCCGUCGCCAUGUCGCUCUCGCUGUCGUCGCUCUGUACACGCUGGGCAGUGGUCUCGCAGGGGGCGCAAACGGACCAGCCAUGCUCAUCGCGGGCCGUGCCGUUCAAGGUGCGGGGAGUGGUGGGAUGACGGCUAUUAUGGGCAUUGUGAUCUCAGACCUCGUUCCUCUCCGCUUGAGGAGCAGUUAUCAGGCCAUCCUCGCCAUGACUUACGCAGUCGGUAUGGCGAUUGGCCCUGUCGUGGGUGGUGCUAUUGUCCAGACGACGACGUGGAGAUGGGUGUUUUAUAUCAACCUCCCAAUCGGCGGCAUCUCUCUCGUCCUUCUGUGGCUAUUCCUACGUGUCAAAUGGGACAAAGAGACCAAGACCUGGGACAAGCUGAAACGGAUUGAUGUCGUGGGCAACGGCGUCUUGGUAGCAUCCACGGUAUCAGUGCUCAUCGCGCUGACUUGGGCCGGCUCUGUAUACCCAUGGUCGUCUUACCGUAUCAUUGUCCCGCUCACGAUCGGUCUCGCAGGACUCGUGGGCUUCUUUUGCAUUGAGGGUUCCGCAUGGGUGCCGGAGCCUGUAAUGCCACUUCGUCUUUUCGCAAAUCGUACCUCAAUAAUUAUAUAUGCGAAUACCUUUGUCGUCUCGAUCCUGAACUACUGGAUUUUCUUUUUCCUGCCUCUCUAUUUUCAAGCUGUCCGAUUAUCAACACCCACACGCUCGGGCGUACAAAUUCUACCCAUUACCUUGAUUGCUGUGCCGGGAGCUGCGGUCGGAGCCGUUGCAUUAUCUAAAUGGGGCAGAUAUAAGCUGCUUCAUAUUAUCGGCUUCGCGUUCCUUGCCGCUGGGCUCGGCUCCUUCGCCGUACUUACAAAGAACUCGAGCACAGCAGAAUGGGUGUGCCUCCAAAUCCUCCCAUCCAUCGGCGCGGGCAUGGUUCUAGACACCUUGCUACCGGCCUUCCAAGCAGGCGUGGGGGAGGUGGAUUCCGCCGCAGCCGCAGCAAGCUGGUCCUUCGUCCGCAGCUUCGGAAAUAUCUGGGGCGUUGCGAUCCCUGGAGCCAUCCUCAACAUCUACAGUAGUCGGUAUGCCACUGAUAUCAUAGUUGAUCCAACAGCGAGAUCGUCCCUUCAGAAUGGCGAUGCGUACUCAAGGGCGACACGAGACUUCGUCGAGUCAUUUUCCGAGCCAACGCGGAGUCAGAUCGUUGAGGUCUUUACCAAAGCCCUGAGCAAGGUCUUUCUUAUUGGCAUUGUAUUUCCAGUACUGUCAUUUAUCCUGUCAUUCAUGGAGCGGGAGGUAAAGCUGCGGAAAGUGCUUGAGACCGAGUUCGGGCUUGAAGACAAAAAGAAACCAAAACCUAGCGAGAAAGUCUGAAGGCUUUUGAUCUAACUUUGGAUCAGGGAGGGCUUCAUUGCUCUGUGUUUCCAUGUACUUCACUUCGUACUUGUUCCCUUUUAAUACCGCUUCAUAAACCUAUGUAUCCUGGCACUACAUUCUUUAUUCAACACAACCCUUGAAGUUGAAAAUGAGGGAACGAAUUUGUCAUUACUUG